Molecule: messenger RNA, 426 nt
Organism: Ilex paraguariensis (yerba mate)
Lineage: Eukaryota; Viridiplantae; Streptophyta; Magnoliopsida; Aquifoliales; Aquifoliaceae
Source: the annotation of a GenBank genome assembly
GAUGAAACUUACUUGAAAACCUUGAAGAUUAAACUCAUGGCAGGUGUUCGAUCAUCGACUGCAAUGGCUGAGAAGGUGUCCUGGUACUGUGCUUUGCUUUUGGCACUAAUGCUGGCCCUGAGCUGCUGUGACUCAACUGAAAGCGAAUACAUGGUGCCGGUGAACUGGAAUGACCUGAAUAAGCCAUGUGAUGAGAUUUAUGUGGUUCGAGAGGGAGAGACUCUGCAUACUAUCAGUGAAAAGUGUGGGGAUCAAUAUAUUGUUGAAGAGAAUCCACAUAUCCAUGAGCCGGAUGACGUUUUUCCUGGUUUGGUUAUCAAGAUUAACCCUUUCAAGAAUAGGUAGAGACUAGAGAGUGCAGUCUUAAUGAGCUUGUUCUUGUUUUCAGGGUCUAAAGGUUCAACUGUUGAACUAAUGUCUUUGGAC